Lolium rigidum is the source of this 921-nucleotide messenger RNA. RefSeq lists its product as uncharacterized. Bases 456 to 881 code for a protein of 141 amino acids. Lineage: Eukaryota; Viridiplantae; Streptophyta; Magnoliopsida; Poales; Poaceae. The transcript is spliced from 2 exons. The record is from RefSeq and is a predicted model, not a curated record.
GCGAAGGAAGAAGGCUGCUUGGCCUGGCUGCCACCAUCUUUAUCGGCUGGAUUCCUUCCCUUCGCUCGGGCUUCCUUCCCGGAGACCCACCUCCCUCCCCCGUCCUCCUCCUCCUCCUCCUCCCAUGGUCCCCGGGCAGCAACCCUUUUAGUGCAAGAUUCAAUCUGCUCCUGCUCCUCCCUGCCGCCGCGCUGUUCUUGCCGCACAGGCACAGAUUCGCCCCGCCCCCUUUUCUUGGUUCUUGGCCGGGCAGUUCCAGGUUUUCUUGAUCCAGUUCCGCUGUGCUGGCGAGCGAGGCGCUGCUCCGGGGCCAAGAUUGCUGCUGCUCGCCGGAGACGGGCUCGCGCUCGCAUUCCUGGGCCGCCUCGAUCUGUCCCGCGGUCAGAUUUGAUCGGCGUGGCGCCACCGGGGUUCCGAUUUGGCGUGUCCCGGUGUGCCCCGACUCCCCCUCUUUGAUGAGGCUCUCGCACUGUGAGAGCUACUGCGCCUCCCCCCUCUGCUACAUCCCCUGCCUCCCCAAGUCCAAGGAUGCUCCGCCCGGCGCCGGUGCUCUCUCCACGCCGCCCUGCCCGGUCGAGGACAAGCCGCCCCCAGUUCAGAAGUUCGAGGCGCUGGAGCCUCCGGAGAAGGACGACGUUGAGAGCAGGAAGGACGAGGACGGCGAGAAGACCUUGGCGGCGGUGGUGGCGGCGCCACCGAAAAGCAACCUUAAGAAGCCCAACUGCGCCGCCGACGGCGUGUGCGCUCCCAAAGGCAAUGUGAAGUGGCUUGAUUUGCUGGGCAAGGAUCUUACCGAGGUCAGGGAGUUCGAGCCAAGUGAAUCCGGAGAUUCGUGCGACGACGGGGAUGGCAUGCCAGUAUGUGUCUGUGUCAUCCAAUGAACCAGGAAGAAUCUUGUCAGAGGGUCAUGUAAAUUCUGUG